Molecule: messenger RNA, 878 nt
Organism: Solanum tuberosum (potato)
Lineage: Eukaryota; Viridiplantae; Streptophyta; Magnoliopsida; Solanales; Solanaceae
Product: alpha carbonic anhydrase 4-like
Exons: 7
Coding region: 54-851 (265 amino acids)
Biological process (GO): one-carbon metabolic process
Molecular function (GO): zinc ion binding; carbonate dehydratase activity
Source: RefSeq, a predicted model, not a curated record
CACCGUGAACCGCCACCGUAUAACGGCUGAGCAACCUAGCACAACCACCAAACAUGGCCAAGACAAAUUUCUUCCCAAUUUUGUUUGCAUUUAUCUUCAUUUCAUCAUACACAAUUUGCAAUGCUAAUGGUGAUAAUGAAGUUGAUGAUGAGUCAAAAUUCAGUUACUUGUUGGGAACAACAGAAGGACCAGAAAGUUGGGGUACGAUUAAAUCCGAAUGGAAAUUAUGUGAAACUGGAUUAUUUCAGUCUCCCGUUAAUUUCCGUAACAAAACUGUGAAAAUUACCACUGCUAUCCCUCGUUUGAAACCAAAUUACAAAAAUGCCCCUGCUAUGAUAGUUAACAGAGGUCAUGAUAUCAAGUUGCAAUGGGAAACAGAUGCAGGAAGUAUCAACAUUGAUGGUACUGAGUACAGAUUACAACAAUGCCAUUGGCAUACUCCUUCUGAGCACAAAGUUGAUGGAAAAUGUUUUGCUAUGGAAGCCCAUAUGGUUCAUCAGAGUGCUGAUGGUAGAUUAGCUGUGGUUGCUAUACCCUUCAAAAUUGGUGCCCCUAACCCUUUUCUUGAUGAGUUAAUAGGCCAUGUGAAGACAGUUGAUGAUAAGGGUCUUAAAUUGGGACUUGUUGACCCUCAACAACUUGGAGUCAAAGCUGAACCUUUCUAUAGAUACAUUGGUUCACUCACUGUUCCUCCAUGCACUGAGGGUAUUGUUUGGAGUGUAUUAUAUGAGGCAAGGACUGUUUCAAUGGAACAAAUGAUGGCACUAAGAAAUGCUGUUCAUGAUGGAUUUGAAGCAAAUGCAAGACCAGUUCAAGGCUUACAUAGAAGACCAGUGUAUCUAGCUAUGUAAGAUAGAUGAUGGCAUGUUAAUUUUAAA